This is a messenger RNA of Puccinia graminis f. sp. tritici CRL 75-36-700-3, 1353 nucleotides long. RefSeq lists its product as uncharacterized. The transcript is spliced from 7 exons. Lineage: Eukaryota; Fungi; Basidiomycota; Pucciniomycetes; Pucciniales; Pucciniaceae. The record is from RefSeq and is a predicted model, not a curated record. Bases 1 to 1353 code for a protein of 450 amino acids.
AUGGUCCUUACGAUAGCCUGGGGGAUGAUCGGAAUGCGAUUGGGUGUACCAGCUGCAUACAAGGUUUCUAACCUAACCGGAGCGACCAAACAAGAAUUUAACCUGACCGGAUGCGUUUGGAAUAGUGAUACCGGAAAAGUGGCCGUGUUUGAGUCGGUCCGGAGCGGCAAAGUCCCCAAGACGGAGGCGAGUCCAGGCUGUAGCCAGCAUGGGGACGCCCCGUCGCUAGCGACGCCCAGAGGGUGUCACCCUGGGGCAGACCGUUGGGAUGGCGGUCUCCUCAUGCGUACAGGCGGUUCGGUCUUGUGCUACACGGAGAUCAACCGUGACAGCUUGACGAUUGACGUCAACAGCCCAGCCAGGGAUACCCCACGCUUUCGACCAGCUCCAAAUCUACUCAAUCUUUCCGAAUUCCUAUUCUAUGGCCAGUACCACCACAACCUCCAUCAUGGGCUUGGUGGGGCUCCUGGAGCUACUUGUCCACACGGGAUGCCAAUCCUACUCAGCUUGGGUCAAUGGUCCAACCAACUCGUCCAGGCCUUCCCGCAGAGCUACUUCUAUCCCACCCUGGCUGUCUGGCUCUUCUUAGUUGGAUCUUGCGGUUCAUCGGACGCAAGAAACACAAACGCGCUCUCCUCGACAAUCUCUUCCAAUCCAUUGUCCUUGCCGUCUCGUUGUCUGGAUUUAGACCCGCCGACUACCCCCUCAACGAGAAGAACUCCCAGCGCCGAAUCACCAAUAGAAUCACCGCUCAACUUAGAUCUCGAGCACCUCUCAAACCCGUCGGCGAAAGAAUUUUUCCUGAGGAAUAUCAACAACGACGUGACCCAAGACGUUCCCUUGCUGAUUGAAGAUAGGUUUGAGCAAUUGAAAAGAAGGCUAGGAGACGCAUACAAUACUACUCAACUAGUACACAAUAAAUUGGAAUCUAUUAUUGAGCCAGAGUACAAAGAUUCUCCUCCCCAUCUUCAAUACAACAACCCUUUUCUGAAUACUCAGGCUGAGCAGUUCAUAGACCAGCCCCCCCUUGAACCUGAAAAUUUUUUCCAACCUGCUGUUCCUAGAACCACUGCCCCUGUAACCAAUAGAGAACAAGUAAAGAAACCAUUCAUGGCUGAAGUUGAGGAAAAGCCCACAGAAAAAUCAGAUUCCCCACAAUGGCUUAAAGAUUUUCCCUUCAUUGAUCAUGGAGAAGUGAGCAUUGAGGUAAGGAACCAGCUAUGGAAAGGCAUACCUAAAACCAGUGAAUGGACAACUUUCUCAGGAGAAUUACCAUAUAACCAUGAACUAUGGCUGCAGAACAUAGAAGUGUUUAUUCAAGACUACCAAAUGACUGAUGAUAUGAUAGGAUAG